Messenger RNA from Symbiodinium necroappetens, 495 nucleotides. The record is from the annotation of a GenBank genome assembly. NCBI's taxonomy places the organism in Eukaryota, Dinophyceae, Suessiales, Symbiodiniaceae.
AUGUGGCUGCCAAUGGAAUUCCAGACUUCGGCGGCAGAGGCCACAUCAAAUACCAGCCCCAUCAUGGACUGGAUCAGGGCAAAUCGAGCCGUGGAUCUCUUUCCUGGUGGUGACGUUCCUUUGAGAUACAGCCGCACCUGCCUUGUUGAUUUUGCACGUCAACUUGCGGAGCCGAUCCCUGCGGUUCCUGUAGCGCUGCCCCCAGCGGCGACUGGCUCGGCAAUGCCUAGUUCACCAGCGUGCACUUCGGCUACAUGCUAUGGAUAUUUUGCUCCGAUCAUGGCAGUUCCGCCGACAUCACCAUGUUUCAGCAAGAUGGGCGGCAGAACACUGGCUCGACGACCUCUGAUGCGCGAGGAUCUGGUAGGCACCGGCAACCUUUUGCAGCCCAAAGGCGUGGUGCAAAUGGGCUUGAUUCAGCACUACGUAUUUGUCUCCGUGCGCACACUGACUGAACCUGAUAAGACCAGCCACCAUACAAGUUAUGCAAUAUGA